This is a messenger RNA of Caretta caretta (loggerhead turtle), 3603 nucleotides long. It is a transcript of the gene GXYLT2, whose product is annotated as glucoside xylosyltransferase 2. Gene Ontology annotation, biological process: protein O-linked glycosylation via N-acetylgalactosamine. Gene Ontology annotation, molecular function: UDP-xylosyltransferase activity. Lineage: Eukaryota; Metazoa; Chordata; Testudines; Cheloniidae. The record is from RefSeq and is a predicted model, not a curated record.
AGCCAGCGCGGCGCAGCAAUGCGAGCCGGGCAGGCGCCCCGCGCACGGUGCCUUGGGCUGCGCCCAGCCGGCCCCAGGGCGUCCAGUCCGGCUCCCGCUGGCCAGCGCGCGGGAUGAGGAGCCCGUGCGAGGCGUUCCCCGGGGACUGAGCCUCCCUCCCGCUGCACCAUGAAACUCUACUGCAAGGUGGUGGCCAUCCUGCUGUGCCUGGGGAUCCUGCUGCUGCUCUAUCUCUUCGUGGGCAACGCGGAUGAGCCGCCGCUGCAAGGGGCCAGAGAAACCCGCUUGCCGCUGCUGCCCGUUUCCCCCGGACCGGGGGGCCGCGCCCACCCACUCUUUGCACAUUUCCAGCCCGUGCAGGCGGCGGCGGCAGCUCAGAUUUCCAAGCGGGAGCCACGUCUCAGCAAAAACCCCGGCAAGCGGAGUCCGGCGCGAGGGAAGUUUGCAAACGUUCGAAGACCUGGGGAACAGAAACACUUGAAAGAACUUCCAUCUCUGCAAUGGAUGCACCUGGCAGUUGUGGCGUGUGGCGACCGGCUGGAAGAGACUCUUAUCAUGCUGAAAUCGGCAGUUCUGUUUAGCUACAGGAAGCUUAAGUUUCACAUCUUUGCUGAGGAUUCCCUGAAGCCUGAAUUUGAGAAGAAGUUAAGGGAAUGGCCUUCCUCUUACACCAAGAAGUUUGAAUACAGUGUCUACCCAAUUGCUUUUUCAGUAGGAAAUGCUCAGGAAUGGAAAAAAUUAUUCAAACCUUGUGCUGCCCAGCGCCUCUUUCUUCCGGUGAUUUUAAAGGAUGUGGAUUCUCUUCUCUACGUGGACACUGACGUUCUCUUCCUGAGGCCCAUUGAUGACAUUUGGAGCUUUCUGAAAGAGUUCAACUCCACACAGUUGGCUGCUAUGGCCCCAGAGCACGAAAUACCAAAGAUUGGUUGGUAUAGUCGAUUUGCUCGCCACCCUUACUAUGGAACAACUGGAGUCAAUUCCGGAGUCAUGCUGAUGAAUUUAACCCGGAUAAGAAACACACCGUUCAAGAACAGCAUGAUACCAACAGGCUUGAUGUGGGAGGAAAUGUUGUACCCAUUAUACCAAAAGUACAAAAAUUACAUUACAUGGGGAGACCAGGACUUGCUAAAUAUUAUUUUUUACUUUAACCCAGAGAGUCUCUAUGUGUUUCCCUGUCAGUGGAAUUACCGGCCCGAUCACUGUAUGUAUGGGAGUAACUGUAAAGGUGCAGAAGAGGAAGGCAUAUCUGUUCUUCAUGGUAAUAGAGGCGUCUACCAUGAUGACAAGCAGCCUACUUUUAAGGCACUAUAUGAAGUGAUACGUGAUUUUCCCUUUGAAGACAAUCUCUUCCAGUCCUUGUACUACCCACUUCAGUCUAAGUUUCUGGAUACUGUACACACUUUAUGUGGGCGAAUUCCACAAGUUUUUCUGAAGCAGAUUGAAAAAACGAUGAAGAAGGUUUAUGAAAAUCGUGUCAUUGUUCAUGUGGGAGCCAACUACAGAUACUAAACAUAGCUAUACUUUAUAUGGUAAUUUUUUCAUCCUUGUAGCCAAAUCAUUUGAGGCAGAUAAAUUAAAGGAGCACCGUCAGUUUAAAAUUCAUGUUGUUAACAAAAAUUGUCUAAAUUGGAACAAUUCACCAAUGAUCAUGGUGGAUUCUCCAUUACUGACCACUUUUAAAUCAAGAUUGGGUGUUUUUCUGAAAGAUCUGCUCUAGGAAUUAUUUUGGAGAAGUUCUAUGGCCUGUGUAAUACAGGAGGUCUGACAAGAUUUCCAGUUUUCCCUUCUGGCCUUGAAAUUCAUGAAUUUCCCUGUUUUAUUAAUAACUCCUUAAAUGAUUAAAAUGGAAUUUUAAAAUCCAUUCAGACUGCCACUUCUUAUGCUCUUUGUUCACUUCCUGCAUUUCUCUCCCCUUGAACAAGGAGAAUCAAUGGUUUGACCGUCCCUAGAAUGAGUUUGUUUUUAGUUCUGUCAUGUUUAAGUUUAAACACUUCAGGGGAAUGUUUGUGUGUUUAAAAACAACUAUUUUAAUUGGAGGUGUUAUUCAGUUGUGGAAACAUCUGUAUUAUAUUUUAUAAAAAAAUUUUUUUUUUCAUCCCACAAGAUUUAAAUUUGGGUCUAGAUUUAAAUUGACAGCAUCACUGACUUAAAAAUAGAUGCUCAAACCAUCAUGACAGGCUUAGUUAAACAUGACUGUAUUAAAGGGAAACCAUCUGCUUAGAAAUCACUGAAGUGUGUGUGGGGGGGAGGGGAUGGUCUGUUUGUUUACUUUGUGUAUUUGACAGCAUUUUGUGUCUAGUGAGUAUCAUUGUUCCCUGGCCUACUUUUCCUGUUUUGUGUGGGCCUUUCACACCGCAACAGGAGGGAGACCCAUUAAAGCCACUAAGAAGAACAUAUGCACAAAUAUUGGGAGAGGGAUGUAGAGAUAAGUACAGGACUCGAAACUAGUGUUAACUCACUUGCUGAAAGUACCUAGAUUUCAAGUGUCUGUUUUAAAUUCCCCUCUCUGUGGGAACAUGGCUUUGGUCUUUUUUUUUCUUCCCAUUUUAAAUACAUUACCUUUUUUGUGGUUUUAAUUGUGUUAAAAACAGGCCAAGAACACUGUGAAUGAACUGUAGGAAAACAUGUACUAUUGAACUGUUUUCUCCAUUAACCUUCUUUAAUUACUACUUACUGCUUGGGAAUAAUUCCGUACCACUGAAAACCUUUCUUCCAGCACAGCGUUACUGAGAGACAGAGAUUGUUGUCUCUGACUGCUUUUUCCAAUAUGCCAAAAAUCCACUUGGCCUUCGACAUUAAAAAGAAAAAAAUCUCCACAUCUCUGCUUGGCACUUUCAUCCCUUGAAGUUCAGCAUCUGUGCCAGGAUUUUAACUAAUAGUCUCAAAGUGAAAUGGGAUACAAGAUAGCUUUGAUGUUUGUUUUAGUUAAAAAUAUUUAAUUUAGGUUAGAUUUCAAAAGCAUGUUCAUGUUGUAAGUAGUUAGACUGAAGGUUACAGACAGUGUUACACAGCUCAUUAAAACUUGCAGUAGUUAAAAGAUGCUCAGCAGAAGCUGUAGGAAACCUGAAACUUAGGAAAUUUUAAAAGACACUUUGUAAGUGAAAAUCUUGAGGGAUGUAUACCGUUGAAAGGUUAUAUUGUUCAGCAUGUGGAAGGCAACUGAAUAGACUGGCUUACCUUACCUGUUCAGCAGAAAAAUCAGCCAUCACUUGAAACUAUCUUUUAUGUCUAGUAUGCAAGGUGUUGAGGGGAAACUAUUCUGUAAUGAAAAAGUUGCUUUCGACUGCAUUAUAAUAUGCAUGUAAUCCCAGUGGCUUUCCAGGCAUACAUACUUACCUUGCAUGGCUGGUGUGUGCUAGGGGCAUGUCACUGUCAUUAGAGUCUAGAACAGGGGCGGGCAAACUUUUUGGCCUGAGGGCCGCAUCGGGUUUCUGCAAUUGUAUGGAGGGCCGGUUAGGGGAGGCUGUGCCUCCCCAAACAGUUAGGUGUGACAUGGCCCCUGACCCCCCCCUUCUCGCCCCCUCACGGCCCCCCCAGGACUCCUGCCCCAUUCAACUGCCCCGUUCCCUGACGGCUCCCCGGGACCCUUGCCCCAUCCACACA